This is a messenger RNA of Cokeromyces recurvatus, 443 nucleotides long. RefSeq names its product UcrQ family protein. Bases 82 to 363 code for a protein of 93 amino acids. Gene Ontology annotation, biological process: mitochondrial electron transport, ubiquinol to cytochrome c. The record is from RefSeq and is a predicted model, not a curated record. NCBI's taxonomy places the organism in Eukaryota, Fungi, Mucoromycota, Mucoromycetes, Mucorales, Mucoraceae. The transcript has 3 exons.
UUUCAAAGUGUGAGUUCUCAAACACCACUUACUAACUAGCUGCAAUUUUUUUUUCUUUGUAAUAGAUAUUAUAAUAUUAAAAUGGGUGGAGUUGGAGGACAUAAAUACAUGGGCUGGUGGGGACAUAUGGGUGGUCCUAAACAAAAAGGUAUCGUAACUUAUGUUUUGUCACCUUUUGAACAAAAGCCUUUUGCAGGCGCUGCUCGUAACGCUGUAUUCAACACAGCUCGUCGUGUUACUUCUCAAAUCCCUUAUGUUGGUGUUGCAUUUGGUAUUGGCUAUUAUAUUUAUACUUCAGCUAAAUCUAGACAUGCUUAUCUUUCUUCUAAAGCUGGCCAUGCUGCUGAAGAAGGUGGACACUAAUUUAUUUAUAACAACAUAAAAGAAGUAUCUAAUAUAUACAAUUUGUUUCAAUAAAUAUAUAGCAGUUUUUUUAAUUUAAA